Molecule: messenger RNA, 1024 nt
Organism: Trichoderma atroviride IMI 206040
Lineage: Eukaryota; Fungi; Ascomycota; Sordariomycetes; Hypocreales; Hypocreaceae
Source: RefSeq, a predicted model, not a curated record
AUGGCAGAGCCCCAGCCACCCUUCCCGGGAGCAGAUCGAAUCCGCUCAUUAACAGACCAAGACUCCAUCUUCAGAGCCUUUGACGCCUACCCCUGGACCAAAGACUCUGCGUUUCUGUCCGGCCUCCGCGCCAUCCUCGGCGCCCCAAACCCAUCCAACCCCCAAAAUGGCUCCCUGCGUGACAUCGCCACCCACGCCCGCAUCUUCUACUACGCCCAGCGCAUCGGCGUCCAAAUCGACUUCGCCGCCUACCAGACCUGGCUCUCUCAGCACCCAGAAUACCCACCUCCGCACAUCGUCCCCUCAGAGUACGAACAGCAGCAGUCAUCGGAACCGGCAUCGGCAUCUUCUGCCUCCGCCACAGCAUGGCAGCAAGCCGCCCCCAAAGCCGACCUCUACGUCGACCGUAGUGCCCAGUCUCAGGCUUCUGGCGAGGGCGGCGAACCAUCGUAUCCUCUGGCUUUCGCAGAGAUGAUCAAGCUUAUCCAGGAAGGCAAGCCGAUUCCCGGCAUCAGACAGAUCCCCAACACUAUUGAACGAGAUCCCACUGUUAAACCCGUUGGAUCUCGUCCCGUGCCCAGAAAACCUUGGGAGAAAGAGGCUACCGCAACCGCUGAUACGGGUGCCGAAGGUAUUGUGAAUGCUCUGGAUCUGGAGUUUCCCCCUGUUGAGCAUCAGGUAGAAGGAGAAGCAACAGCUGCUGCGACAGGAUCUUCAUGACACCGCGGCAGACAUCUAACGGCGAUCAUAUCAAAGACCUGUCCCGCUCUUUGCAUCUGAGAAGCAUUAUAUACUAGACUCGCAUUUAUUAUCCAAGCGUGAGAUUUCGUGGCCAACUUGGGCAUAAUAGUCGCGAGUUUGAAUACAACCCGUCUGGCCUGAAAACUUGUCUGUAUUAAACGUUCUAAUUAUUAUUCGAAAUUACGGCGACUGGUGUAAACAUGCAUCGUCGCAGUCAAAACAAAAAAGAAAAAAAUCCUGUGGUAAAGAGCGUUGCAGCUAUUAACAUAAUAAGUCUUCUUCA